Messenger RNA from Nothoprocta perdicaria, 1934 nucleotides. It is a transcript of the gene RPUSD2, whose product is annotated as RNA pseudouridylate synthase domain containing 2. Gene Ontology annotation, molecular function: pseudouridine synthase activity; RNA binding. NCBI's taxonomy places the organism in Eukaryota, Metazoa, Chordata, Aves, Tinamiformes, Tinamidae. The coding region runs from base 1 to 1386 and encodes 461 amino acids. The record is from RefSeq and is a predicted model, not a curated record. The transcript is spliced from 4 exons. Gene Ontology annotation, biological process: pseudouridine synthesis.
AUGAGACGGCGCGCGGCGGGCGGCGAUCGCCACGUGCCGCCGCCGCGGCGGCUGCGCAGCGGCGUGGGCUUCGGCGCGGAGCACUUCGGCGAGGCGCGCUGCUACGUGGAGGGCGGCCUGCGCAAGGUGCGCCCCUACUACUUCGACUUCCGCACGUACUGCAAGGGCCGCUGGGUKGGCCGCAGCCUGGCGCACGUGCUGGGCGCCGAGUUCCGCGCGCGGCCCCUGGCCGCCUUCCGCGCCGCCGCCCGCGCCGGCCGCCUGCGCCUCAACGAGGAGCCCGUGCGCGACCUGGACACCGUGCUCAAGAAUAAUGACUUGAUCAGGAAUACAGUGCAUCGCCACGAGCCUCCAGUCACUGCACAGCCCAUCCAAAUCUUGGCAGAGGACGACGAGGUGGUGGUUGUGGACAAACCCUCCUCUCUCCCAGUGCAUCCAUGCGGCAGGUUUCGCCACAACACCGUCAUCUUCAUCCUGGGCAAAGAGCACAACCUGACGGAGCUGCACACCAUUCACCGGCUCGACCGCAUGACCUCGGGGGUGCUCAUGUUUGCCAAGACCGCGGAGGUGUCCAAGAGGAUUGACGAGCAGGUUCGCCAGAGGCAGCUGGAGAAGGAGUACGUGUGCCGCGUGGUGGGGCAGUUCCCAGAGGAGGAGGUGGUCUGUGAGGAGCCCAUCCUGGUGGUCUCCUACAAAGUGGGCGUGUGUCGCGUGGACCCCAAAGGCAAGUCCUGCAAAACCGUCUUCCAGAGGCUCAGUUACAACGGUGAGACCAGCGUGGUCAGGUGCCUGCCCUACACGGGCCGCACGCACCAGAUCCGCGUGCACCUGCAGUACUUGGGGCACCCUAUCGUCAACGACCCCAUAUACAACAUGAAGGCGUGGGGCCCUGCGAGGGGCAAAGGUGGCAAGAUUGAUAAAACGGAUGAAGAGCUGCUGGAGGCGCUGGUGGAGGAGCACCGUGCCAAGCAGAGCCUGGAUGUGUUGGGUCUUUCGGAAGAGGACUGGGACCCCAGCACAGGCAAUAAGGACUGUGGUAGCUCAGGUGACUGCGGGGAAUCUGCUGUGAACGGGRACUCCUGCCCUGCUGAGGACACUAAGGAUCUGGAGAGAGGUGAAAUSCCCACCGGUGUCCAGAGCUGCGAUACCAACCUGGGAACGCUCGGAAACAGCCAAGAGGGGAGGUCAGGCGAGGGCUCGGUUGGCUCCGUGGGAGAGGAGGGUGCCGACGAGAAGGACCCUCUGUGCCCGGAGUGCCGGAUAAGCCGGCGGGACCCCUCUCCGAGGGAGCUGGUGAUGUACCUGCACGCCCUGCGCUACAAGGGGGCAGGCUUYGAGUACUGCUCCAAGAUGCCCCCGUGGGCCAUGGAGGACUGGCAGGAAUGACGCCGGAGCCUCGGGCACUGUCCUGGCACGGCUGGAAAAGCGUGUGGUGAAGAGCCAUGCCCGUUUGAUGGGAGAAGCAACAGCUCUGCUCAGGUGGACUUUUCAGUGUGGCUGAGGUGAAUAAACUGCCUGUGGCUUGACGUGGGGUGGAGAAACUCGUGCUGCUCAUGGGUACUUAAAAGAUGAGCAGGAAAUCAGGGCUGCACCAUCUUUCCAGGUGUUCCCUUUAGUUAAUUAACACAUCUGUGCAACACCUGGCUUGGCACAGGCAGUUGGAAACCUUCACCUCAGCGUGUUCUGGGUCUGGCUCUGGUUACUCACACGGGUGCAGGGCAUGCACUUAAAUUCAACAGCUUGCUUCCUUCCAUCCUGUAUUUAAUGCKCUUGUAUCUGGGAAUGAGAAUGGCUGGAAUGUUGUUACCAUGCUGGAUAGCCUCUUAUGCAGAAAAACACUUCUACUUUGAUUUGUCAGGUYGUUUUAAAAGCCAAGCAUUAAACCUGAGAACAAAAUAUGCUAAAACCCAAACCUUGUAGAGCUGAUCCAUUCC